Molecule: messenger RNA, 486 nt
Organism: Cryptomeria japonica (Japanese cedar)
Lineage: Eukaryota; Viridiplantae; Streptophyta; Pinopsida; Cupressales; Cupressaceae
Exons: 1
Coding region: 1-486 (161 amino acids)
Biological process (GO): DNA integration
Molecular function (GO): nucleic acid binding
Source: RefSeq, a predicted model, not a curated record
AUGUGUUUCAAAUCCAAGGAUUUCUCUGAUUUCUGUGAAAAUUAUGGUAUCACUCUGUCUUACUCAUCACCUUACCAUCCCCAAGGAAAUGGACAAGCAAAAUCAAGAGACAAGAACUUGCUGAAGAUUAUCAUAAGGAUGUUGGGUGAUAAUAAAAAGGCUUGGGACUCAAAAUUGGUCUUAGUAGUAUGGGCUGAUAGAGUGACAAUCAAGAAGACCACAAUAUUUGCUCCAUAUGAGCUUGUAUAUCGCAAAGAAGCAAGAUUGCCUUUAAAUAAUUUGCUUCCAGUUUAUAAAUUUGUUACAGAAGAAUGUUUGGAAGAAGUAAACUUCAUGGGGGAUAGAUUGAUGACUUUAGCUGAGCUGGAUGAAUGUAGAAGAGAAGCUCAAGAAAGAAACUUACAGAGACAACAAAUUGUAAAAUCUUUGCAUGAUAGAAAAACAUGUGACAGAUCAUUUAAAGAUGGGGAAUGGGUGUUAAAAUGA